This is a messenger RNA of Erpetoichthys calabaricus (reedfish), 1974 nucleotides long. RefSeq names its product teleost multiple tissue opsin 2b (gene tmtops2b). The record is from RefSeq and is a predicted model, not a curated record. Bases 440 to 1603 code for a protein of 387 amino acids. Lineage: Eukaryota; Metazoa; Chordata; Cladistia; Polypteriformes; Polypteridae. The transcript has 4 exons. Gene Ontology annotation, biological process: visual perception; G protein-coupled receptor signaling pathway. Gene Ontology annotation, molecular function: G protein-coupled receptor activity. Gene Ontology annotation, cellular component: membrane; photoreceptor outer segment.
CAAAGUCGCUCCCUUAGUGCUUUCACGCGACAUGGUAUUGGCUGGUUCACGCUUCUUGUACUGUUGGUUCCUAUUAUAAAAGGCAAAAAAGUACCCCAGAGGACUCUUCUGCUUCCUUUGAACACUCCUGGUCAGUCAAUUUCUCAGUCAAUCAAGCGAAACAGAAGUGGCGUCAAACUCCUGCAGAAUUAAAGGCAGCAGCGAGGCGAGCGAGCGCAGACGCGCACUUGGCUCGUGUGCUGUGCACUUGCGGUCGCUAAGCUUUAGGAGCGCUUGGACGUUCGCCAGCAAUUCAUCGGAUAGGAAAACCAUAGCGACUGAUGUCAGCAAUCGUGUUUAAUUCAUUUAGAUAUUAAACCAAACACAAUAGAAAGACACUAGCCCUUUCAUCUGGAUAACUGGAUUUGAAGUCUUAUUUCUCUACGCACAACUCAUAACAAUGUUCUCUGGGCUGGGAGAUAUAAAUUCCAGCGUCAAUCUGAGCACGGAAGACCCCUUUACUUUGUUGGAUGCUGACGGAGAGCAGACACCCAAGAGCCUGAUAUCAAGAACGGGCCUCACGGUGGUGUCAGUAUUUCUGGGAUGCAUCCUCAUUUUUGGAUUUUUCAACAAUUUCAUUGUUCUACUCUUGUUCUGCAAGUUCAAAACUUUGAGGACUCCAGUGAACGUACUUUUGCUGAACAUUAGCGUGAGUGACAUGCUGGUCUGUGUAUUUGGGACCUACCCUGAGUUUCGACUUCAAGUAUCCAUGGUCGGUGGCUGGUUAGGUAAGCACGGAUGCAUGUGGUACGGCUUCAUCAACACCUGUUUUGGUAUUGUUUCCUUGAUCUCUCUGGCUAUCUUGUCCUAUGAUCGCUACAGCACCUUGACUGUCUGUAACAAGGCAGCCACAGGCUUCCGGAAACCUCUUCUAGCUGUGGGCGCCUCGUGGCUGUAUUCACUGAUUUGGACAGUGCCCCCACUCUUAGGCUGGAGCAGUUAUGGACCUGAGGGGCCUGGGACAAGCUGUUCUGUGACAUGGACAUCAAAGUCUUCUGAUUCAGUGUCCUACAUCAUCUGCCUAUUCAUAUUCUGCUUGGCCAUUCCAGUUCUAGUUAUGAUGUACUGUUAUGGACGUCUUCUUUUUGCUGUGAAACAGGUUGGAAAAAUCAGGAGAUCAGCAGCCAGAAGAAGGGAACUGCACAUUUUAUUCAUGGUGAUUACUACAGUUGCCUGUUACUUGAUAUGCUGGACGCCGUAUGGUGUAAUGGCCUUGCUUGCAACAUUUGGCAGACCUGGCAUAAUCUCACCAGUUGCAAGUGUUGUUCCCUCCAUCCUAGCUAAGAGCAGCACUGUCAUUAAUCCUGUAAUUUACAUUAUGAUGAACAAGCAGUUUUACAGGUGCUUCCGGAAACUUUUCCACUGCAGUGCUGGAGAACCUAUAGAUGGAACAUCUACAGUUAAGUCAAAAAGUACCGCCCUUCAACUGAAUCGCCGAGUGUACAACAACACAGUGGCCUGCACCGUGCUCGACUCUGUUGCUGUGGAUGAUCAAGGAAGUUCUUCUGCGGAGCAGGACAACGAGCAGCUGAAGCCUCUUCAAUCAACAUGUUCUCUUGAAUGAAAUUAAAUGUUGCUAGCAUUUCCACACAGUAGCUUUCCUUUAUGCGUUGUGCUGCAUUGUACACCUGUGUGGCAUUAAAAAUAGGGUCUAGGAGAUAAGAAUUGGUUCGAAUCACAUACAAGCAUGUGAAAUAGUAAACAUGCAAAACAGAGCCAAUUUCAAACAUACAAACCUGAGCCAUACUUUUACUAAGUUUACCUCACCUAAUAUUGCAGCCAUGAGAGAAUGAACAUGCAUUUUUGUAAAAAUAUUGUGCUAUGAUGUACUUGUAAAGCACUUUGGGCUGGAGUUUACUGUGAAAAGUGCUACAUAAAUAGUAAUUGUUAGUUUAUUUGUUUUUGUGUAUGUCAAAGUAUAUUUAUACAAUAUAU